Molecule: messenger RNA, 4272 nt
Organism: Labrus bergylta (ballan wrasse)
Lineage: Eukaryota; Metazoa; Chordata; Actinopteri; Labriformes; Labridae
Source: RefSeq, a predicted model, not a curated record
AUCACCGGUGGGCCCAACUGCGCAUGCGCUAGACGUAAAACGCCACUUCUGAGCAUGCGCGGAUGUUAAGCGCGUCCAGGACCAGCUGACAUUCUGCCAUGAUUCUGCCCUCCAGAGAAGGCCUGUCUGACUGCUAAAGUAACUUCUGAAUGACACGCCAGACAAAAGGGUUUGCAAAGCCCCCCCCCCUCGUCAUACCUCGGACAGUUUGACAGCAGAUGACCAUUGACCCUCCGCAGACAUGUUCCCUGCAGUACUUGUGAGGACUUGUGAGGAGGAAAAAAAUCUACAAUUCAAGAUUUUUCAUCAGAAACCUCAGAGGCAACAUGCAACAUCUUUUAAGAGCUGUGGUUAAAGGAAAUGUCACCGGAAAGAUACCUGGAGGGGCCAUGUAUAUGGAAGAGGGAAGUCAUGGUCCCCUCACUGCACUGGAUCCUGCUAUUUUGGGGACUUCAAGGUCUUUUGGCACAGGACUAUGAAGAAAACUAUGAAGAAGAGGUGGUGACUACAAAAAGGAAGAGCAAAGAAUUUCCAUCCAAUUCCAUACCAAAAAAUGGAAAAUCACUCAUCGAUGAAGAUUGCGGUGUGGAGAUAGCCUUUCUGAUUGACAGCUCAGAGAGCGCCAAAGACAACCAUGCCCAGGAGAAGCGCUUUGCCAUGGACGUGAUGGACCGGCUUCAGGGCCUGAGGCUGCAGACUGGCCGGGGGCUCAGCUCACGAGCCGCCCUGCUUCAGUACAGCAGCCAUGUCAUCACAGAGCAGACCUUCAAAGAGUGGAGAGGUCCUGGUGAAUUCAAAGCCAGGAUUGCUCCCAUGGUGUACAUCGGCCAUGGCACUUACACCACCUACGCCAUCACCAACCUCACACGUAUUUACUUGGAGGAGUCGCCAACCAGUAGCAUCAAGGUGGCCAUUCUGCUCUUUGACGGAAUUUCUCACCCUAGAAACCCAGACAUAUUUUCAGCUGUGGCUGAUGCUAAGAACCAGGGCAUCCGUUUCUUCACCAUAGGAAUCACACCUGAAGCCAAUGAACCUGCUAACGUCGCACAGCUACGGCUAAUUGCUAACUCCCCAGCCUCACGUUACCUUCACAACCUGCAGGACAGGAGCAUUGUGGACAAAAUCAUUAAGGAAAUAACAGUGCUGGCGGAUGAAGGGUGUCCUCUGUCCCUGAGCAAGUGUGAGUGUGACAAGGGUGAGAGGGGACCCAUUGGCCCUGCUGGCAAGAAGGGUCGUCCAGGAGAAGAUGGGAGCCCUGGGUCAAAAGGACAGAAGGGUGAGAGUGGUCUCAGUGGACUUCCUGGCCGGGAAGGAGCUGAGGGAAAAUCAGGAUACAAAGGAGAGAAGGGAGAGAGAGGGGAGUGUGGCACACCUGGAGUUAAAGGAGAUCGAGGUCCUGAAGGUACCGUUGGCCCAAGAGGAAAUCGUGGAAUUCAGGGUUUACCUGGUCCACUUGGUGAUGUCGGACCUGAAGGUGUCAUGGGUAAAAAAGGGGAAAGGGGAAAUUCUGGGCCACCUGGAAUCCAAGGGGAAACAGGGAUCGGCCUUCCGGGACCCAAGGGUGAUGUCGGUUUCCAGGGGCAACAAGGGCCUCCCGGUCCUCCCGGAGUUGGCGAGCCUGGACCUCUGGGGCCUCAAGGGCCACAGGGAGUCCAAGGAGAGAGAGGACCAUUAGGAGAAGGCCUGCCCGGACCAAAGGGAGAGCGAGGUUUGGAUGGACCACGGGGGCCGAGAGGACAGCCCGGCGCUGGAAUCAAAGGAGACAAGGGGGAUUUUGGCCCUCCGGGUCUUCCAGGGCCCCUCGGCCUCACAGGAGUCGGCAUACAGGGCGAGAAGGGAAUGGAAGGACCAAGGGGGCCACCAGGGAUCAGAGGACAACCAGGAGAGGGCUUACCUGGAUCCAAAGGGGACCAAGGUUUACCGGGUGAGGUUGGCGCUCCUGGAGAAAGAGGAGCUGGAGACUCCGGAGCUAAGGGUGAGCCCGGAUCAACGGGAAUAUCCGGUUUGCCGGGCCUGCCAGGGGAGGACGGAGCCCCUGGACAGAAGGGUGAGCCAGGAGCUGUUGGUCUGAGGGGACUGGAGGGGGCAGCUGGAAUCGGCACCCAGGGUGAAAAGGGGGACCAAGGCCAAAGAGGAAUAAGGGGCUUGAGUGGUCCUCCUGGCAUUGCUGGACCUUCAGGACCAAAGGGAGAACCAGGAGCACAAGGCAGGGGGGGUUCACCUGGACCACCUGGACGUUUUGUCGCUGGACCCAAGGGUGAUAUUGGUCCGAACGGUCCUCCUGGUCCAGUUGGGGAGACUGGCUACGGACUUCCUGGUCCAAAGGGCGACCGUGGAGAAUAUGGCCCUGCAGGUCCAUUUGGUCCCAAAGGAGACGGCUAUCCCGGCCCCGCGGGUCCUCCUGGUCUGCCUGGACUUCCAGGAGAACCCGGCCUUGAAGGAGUGGGCAUCCCCGGACCCAAGGGCGAUGUCGGUUUCAGAGGGCUGCCCGGUUUACCAGGACCUCCAGGGGAAGGCCUCCAAGGACCUCUGGGUAACCCCGGGCGUCCUGGACCUACAGGGCCACAGGGGCCACAGGGACAAGGAAUUCAGGGACCAAAGGGUGAGCAGGGGGCUCAGGGGGUGACGGGGCCCAGAGGGCUUCCUGGAGAAGGCUUUCCUGGAGCUAAAGGUGACCGUGGUUCUGCAGGGGAGAGAGGGCUGAAGGGUAUCAAAGGAGAGUUGGGAGAUUCUGGUCAAUCUGGACUUCCUGGCCGGCCUGGGGUCAAAGGUGAAGCAGGCCUCACAAGAGAGGAUAUCAUCCGAAUGAUCAAAGAGAUCUGCGGAUGCGGCAUCAAGUGUAAGGAGAGGCCGAUGGAGCUGGUGUUUGUCAUCGACAGCUCCGAGAGCGUGGGCCCCGAGAACUUUGAGAUCAUCAAGGACUUUGUGAACGCCCUGGUGGACCGGGUCACCGUGGGCCGCAACGCCACCCGCAUUGGCCUGGUGCUGUACAGCCUGGAGGUGAAGCUGGUGUUCAACUUAGCACGCUACGUCACCAAGCAGGACAUAAAGCAGGCCAUCAGGAAUAUACCGUAUAUGGGAGAAGGCACGUAUACGGGUACGGCGAUACGUAAAGCUACCCAGGAGGCAUUUUACAGCUCUCGUCUGGGGGUCAGCAAAGUGGCCAUCGUAAUCACAGACGGACAAACGGAUAAACGAGAGCCCGUGAAGCUGGAUAUAGCCGUAAGAGAGGCUCAUGCUGCAAACAUCGAGAUGUUCGCUCUGGGGAUCGUGAACACCUCCGACACGACGCAGGCCGAGUUCAUGAGGGAGCUGAAUCUGAUCGCCUCCGACCCCGACACCGAGCACAUGUUCCUCAUCGAUGACUUCAACACGCUGCCAGCUCUGGAAUCCAAGCUGGUGAGCCAAUUCUGCGAGGAUGAGAACGGAGCCCUGAUAUACAACAGGAUAACUAAUGGCUACAAUGGGAACAACGGCAACAAUGGCAACGGGAACUAUGCCGUCGGUGGCUAUGGAUACAGGCCUCUGACCGUGCAACAAGGAACAAAUGUCCAUCAAACAGGCACCAGCACUGGAGGCAGCACUCAGAGCCAGGGCGGGCGGGUGGUCACCCAGCACGGCAGCAAAGGCUCCAGCACAGCCAGAGGAGGAGGAGGAGGAGGAGGAGGAGGGCGUGUGACAACAAGCUGGGGAACGGAGCGGGGAGACACUUUUAACCGUUACGACCCAGAAAUCACUUCUUCCAUUCAGGACUCCUCCAGUACCAGAGGCUCCUCCUCAUCCUCAUCCUCAUCUUCAUCUUCAUCUACAUCUACUUCUACAAAUAUAAGCACGUCAUCCUCGGGUGUGUCUGUGCAGAAGGUGCCUGUAUCGAGGCCAGCUCUCCCCAAAGAAACUGUACCACUGGACCCUCGCUGUGGCUUAAUCCUGGACCAGGGCACGUGUCGGGACUACAACAUCCGCUGGUACUACGACAAGCAGGCCAACGCCUGUGCCCAGUUCUGGUAUGGAGGCUGCAAUGGAAACAAGAACCGCUUUGACACAGAGGAGGAGUGCAAGAGGACGUGUGUGAUCACCAGAUCCACAGGAGGCUGAGUGAAGGCAUCUGCCUUACAUCUGCUGUAGAUACUUCAAGGAGGGGCAGCUAAUACCAGCCAUUUUUCACAGGGUUAUGUCAAAUCUCUGCAUAAUUCUCAGGCAUAAACACAAACACUGAUGAUUAAUAUCACUGUUACAUUUCAGAAUCAGCAUUACACCCCCCCCCCCGUAGCA